Molecule: messenger RNA, 667 nt
Organism: Cantharellus anzutake
Lineage: Eukaryota; Fungi; Basidiomycota; Agaricomycetes; Cantharellales; Hydnaceae
Product: peptidyl-tRNA hydrolase
Exons: 4
Molecular function (GO): peptidyl-tRNA hydrolase activity
Source: RefSeq, a predicted model, not a curated record
CCCUCUAUCCUUGUGGUCGGUUUAGGCAAUUACACACACCCUUGCACACGUCACAGCGUCGGGCAGUCGGUUGUCGAGUCCCUAGCUGCUAGACUUGGAAUAAAUCUCAAGGAUGAUCGGUCAACCAUUCUUGACGGGCACGUCAAGCCGAUCCAUGUUAAUUUAGUUUUAGUUAAACCAAGAUUGCUCAUGAAUGUUUCGGGCAAGUCUGUGGCGCUUGCGUUUAAGGCCCAUAUCCAACCAAAGGACCUGAGCCGGGUCAUUGUCAUCCACGAUUCCCUUUCUCACAAGCCGCUUUCUGUCCAUCCACGCUUGGGGGGUCAGCUAAUGGCCACAACGGUGUCACAGAUGUCAUUUCGCAUCUUCAGGGCUCUGCAUUUCAUCGCGUGCGUAUAGGCAUCGGAAGACCAGAAGGAAGUUACCACGACUACGUCUUGGAAAAGCUAGAUUCAUGCGAGCGCCAACACUGGGGGCAAUGCGGCGAAGGGGUUGAUAAAGUAUGGGACGCUGUUGAAGCGAUAGUCGCAUCGAACCCCCGCAUGCAAGCUGUCUAAAGAACUCCUCAUUCGAUCACAUUGGAAGGACAAUAUUACUGAAGACAUCAUGAUUCAUAUGUCUUGCAGUCGAGCCAGUAAUUCCACGUACCAGUCCACGGUAAUACAAGGCC